This is a messenger RNA of Acinonyx jubatus (cheetah), 1677 nucleotides long. RefSeq names its product mitochondrial ribosomal protein L53 (gene MRPL53). The coding region runs from base 35 to 373 and encodes 112 amino acids. The record is from RefSeq and is a predicted model, not a curated record. The transcript has 3 exons. Gene Ontology annotation, cellular component: mitochondrial large ribosomal subunit. NCBI's taxonomy places the organism in Eukaryota, Metazoa, Chordata, Mammalia, Carnivora, Felidae.
CGCCCGCACGAGGCCUUCCGGUGCGGAGGUCACCAUGGCGGCGUCCUUGGCUCGGCUCGGGCUCCGGUCUGUGAAGCAGGUUCGGGUUCAAUUCUGCCCCUUCGAGAAGAAUGUGGAGUCGACGAGGACCUUCCUCCAGGCGGUCAGCAGCGAGAAGGUCCGUUCCACCAAUCUCAACUGCUCGGUGAUUGUGGACGUGAGGCACGACGGCUCCGAGCCCUGCGUGGACGUGCUGUUCGGAGACGGGCAUCGCCUGAUUAUGCGCGGUACCCACCUCACCGCCCAGGAAAUGCUCACAGCCUUCGCCUCCCACAUCCAGACUAGGGCUGCGGCGGGAAGCGGGGACAAGCCAGGCGCUGGUACCGGGCGCUGACAGUGCAGAAGAGAUCAACAAGCAGAUUUUAGCUUGGGAUUGUUAGGACACUUACCUAAGAGUUUGAGAGACUUCGUCACUCGAAUCACCAUCUGGAGGGCCAUGGAGCGCCAAAAAGAAAAAAAGAGCGAGCCCUGUGACUACUGAUCCAACCAACGUUUCUGAAAUGAGACAUGAUUGGAGAGGGAUCUGCACAAACUUGAAUUUAUUUCGUUUUCUUACCAUCACUCCCUGCUUAACCCUUUUGAAUAUGGCUUUUCCCACCACUCACUCAAGGUACCUCUUGCUCUUAUUAGCCAAAUCCAGUGCUGUUUUUCUCGGUCCUCAUAGUUCCAUCUCAGUAGCAUCUGCCACUUUUAAUUCACUCCCUUGUGGAAGUUCUCUUCCUCAUGGGUUUUUUUUUCUUUUAACCAUAAAAUUGUACUCUCAUCCUUCAUUUUCUUCUGUAUGUCUGAGCAUUUCAUCCUGUCAUAACUUGAACUCUGGGGUUAAAUCCUACAUUUCUGUUUGGCUCUAAUCUCAACGACUGUGCUAUGGUCAGGUUAUCUACUACCGAUUUCCUCCAAGCCCCACCAAACUCUGUGUCCAAAAUAGAAUUGAUAAUCUUACAUAUACAUAUACUUGCCUCUCCCCCUGACUUCUCCAUUACUUCAUCUGCUUCAUCUUCUCAGCCACCUGGGCUGGAAACCGCAGCAUUAUCUCUGCUUCUGCCCUCUCUCUUUCCCUGCAUAUCCAGUUAGUAAAUUCAAAAUAUUCUUUUUUAAACAAAAGCUUCUGAAAUGUUUUCUCCGUUCCCAUUCACUUUCCUGUAUCAUUGUAUUCUCCCACCCAAUCUCCUUUUUUUCUGACCGUUUUUGCUGCUGCUUACUUUUAUCUUUCAAAGCACAUCACUGUUUUUAUGUCUCACUACUUGUUUCACACUGUGCCCAAUGCGUUUUUCAUACUAGGUUACCAACUCAUUAGUAUGGAUCAUGAAAUCGAUUUAGAGGGUUAAAUCGGCCUUUCAAAAACAAAGUAAAAUAGAAUAAAAAGUAUCAGAGUGCAUGGCAUGGAGAAUGGAAAGUACUCUUUUAAGAAAUUUAAGUUUUCAGCAUAAUCAUGAAUAUAUAUAUAAAACAUGAAGUAUGUUUAUGUGUGCAUAUCUGCAGGUACUUGGUUGCAGAAUAGAAUUGUUUCUUAUCACGGGUUGUAGGAAAAGAUGGUUGAUGGCUACUGGUUUAGAGAACUUCAGAAUUCUUAGACAAUCAAGGAUCUCUAGACACUGGCUGCUGUGUACUUUGCCAAAUACAUUUUCCAUGACUUUG